AUGCAUUCGGUUCAGAAAGUCAGUAUUCAACCUGACCUUCGUGGUGCCCAACUUGUCCUCCUCCCCCAUCUCCGAAAGCGAUCAGUCGGCGAGAAAGUUCGCUUCCUAGGCUGUGUCAUGGGCUAUGAUCCAACCACCGCCACGCUUACCUUGGAGCAUGACGUGCACCCGGUUACCUCCAAGGCAGGCAGCCCCAUGAAGACGAUCGCUCGAGUAGACGCCCACCUGGUCCUUGACUGCUUAUAUUGGGAUAAAGUGCGCGUCGGCGAGUGGCUCAACGUGCUGGGCUACGUUGAAAAACACAAGAUCGAAGGGGGCAAGUUUGGCCAAGAAUAUUUGCCCGUUAAGGAACAGCCCCAAUAUCAACCUGCUCUGUUCGUUGUCAACAUCCAAGCCACGUACAUCUGGUCCACGGGACCAAUGGACAUUGACCGGUACGUGCAGACGGUUCGGGUUCUGGAGGCUGAAUUAAGCGGGUGA
This is a messenger RNA of Thermochaetoides thermophila DSM 1495, 480 nucleotides long. RefSeq lists its product as uncharacterized. NCBI's taxonomy places the organism in Eukaryota, Fungi, Ascomycota, Sordariomycetes, Sordariales, Chaetomiaceae. The record is from RefSeq and is a predicted model, not a curated record. Gene Ontology annotation, molecular function: single-stranded telomeric DNA binding. Gene Ontology annotation, cellular component: CST complex. Gene Ontology annotation, biological process: telomere capping. The transcript has 2 exons. Bases 1 to 480 code for a protein of 159 amino acids.